AGUACCAGCUGGAAGGGUCAGUGCAGUUUCCAGCUACAUACAAUACAACUUUCCUAGAUCAGCUGUCAUUUGACGAUUUUAAGAUGACUGAGGAAGAUUCCAGCGCGUCUGUGGACGUUGUUGUCAUCGGUGGGGGUCUGUCUGGACUCAGUGCCGCGUACCACCUCUCUAAACGGGACAGUUCGUGUAGAGUUCUGGUUCUAGAGGCCAAAGGUCGUGUUGGAGGUCGGACCCAGACUGUACCAUUGCAGGGAGCGGGGGGACAGGAUACCUGGGACUUGGGUGGGAUGUGGGUAGGCAGAACCCAGGUUCACAUACUGCAGCUGCUGCAGGAGCUGGGCCUGCAGACGUAUCCGCAGUACACCCGCGGCCACGCAGUCAUGCAGCUGGGCUCGGCCGGCACGGUCGCCAAAUAUCGCGCUGACUCCUCUAUUCCUAACCUCCCACUCCUCAGUCUGAUCGACCUGCAGCUGUUCAUAUGGAAGGUGGAGAGGAUGCGGAAGCUUGUUCCCCCAGGUGACCCCGCCAGGUGUCCACACGCCCGUGAGUGGGACAGCAUGACAGUGGAGACCUUCAUGCAGAAACACCUGUGGACUCAGGCUGCCAAGGAUAGCGUGGAUGUUGCCUGCUGGAUAGUGUACGGUACAGAUGCCAGUAGACUGUCCCUGCUGUACUACCUGUACUACACCAGCUGUGCAGGUGGCCUGUAUCCUCUGGUGGAGACAAGCAAAGGCGCUGGGCAGGAGUUGAAAAUAAAGGGAGGAGCCCAGCAGGUUUGUGAGUUGAUGGUGGGGAAGAUUGGCAGGCAGAACGUGUGGUUGAACCAGCCCGUCACACACAUCUCACAGCAGGCUGACGGAGUCACAGUCACCACGGCUACAGGCAAGACAGUUCACGCACAGAGAGUCAUCUGUAGUAUUCCACCACAUCUAGCAGGUAGGAUAGAGUACUCUCCCCCUCUGCCCAUGGAGAGAGACCACCUGACACAGAACAUGCCUGUUGGACACACCAUCAAGUAUGUGGUGACAUACCGGAGGGCUUUCUGGAGGGACAGAGAUUUCAGCGGUGAGGUGGUGGCCUUUGACAGGACUGCUGAUGUAGAUGGUUGUGACACAGGUCCCAUACAGAUUGCCUACGAUAACACCUCAGGAAAUGGCAACCCUGCCCUGGUGGCAUUCAUGUGCGCAAACUACGCCAAACAGUGGGCCAGCAGAAGUGCAGAACAGAGAAAAGCUGCUGUUCUUAAGAAAUUUGCUGAAUACUUUGGGGAGGAGGCAAAUGAUCCGUUGGACUUUGCGGAAAAGGACUGGGGUACAGAGCCCUACAACGGUGGAUGUCCAGUUAAUAUCAUGGUGCCAGGACUAAUCACCAGCUUCAUCCCAGCACUCAGGAGACCAUGUGGAAGAAUCCACUGGGCCGGGACAGAAACAGCCUCUUUGUGGUGUGGCUUCAUGAACGGUGCAGUGCAGUCUGGGAUACGUGCGGCGGUUGAGGUUCUCUCUACAACGAACCCCCAGCUUUUGACCAAAGCCGACCGGCAGGAGCUAGUCGCUGUGCCACACGAAGUAGAAACUCCCGCGAGGGAAGCACAUAGAAAGAAGAGGGGAAGAGUUGGUUCUGUGUUGGUCGGGGCAGGACUUGUAGUCGGUACAUCUCUGGCAGUUUAUUACUACAUCAAAACUUGAUGAAUCAUGAAAGUUCAUCAACUGUGUUGAUAGUUACAUGUAUAAAGGUACAUUUAAA
Branchiostoma belcheri (Belcher's lancelet) is the source of this 1743-nucleotide messenger RNA. Its product is annotated as probable flavin-containing monoamine oxidase A. NCBI's taxonomy places the organism in Eukaryota, Metazoa, Chordata, Leptocardii, Amphioxiformes, Branchiostomatidae. Gene Ontology annotation, molecular function: oxidoreductase activity. Bases 84 to 1685 code for a protein of 533 amino acids. The transcript is spliced from 11 exons. The record is from RefSeq and is a predicted model, not a curated record.